AUGACUGGAAGUCUCAGAAAUAACCCAAUUGUUGUUUGUCUGUACAUAGGACGUAAACAUCCCGCCCAUAUCCAGCCAUAUCCGACACAUGUAAAACUGCUACGCAAAUUUCGCAACUUGACAAACAAUACACAAAUGUCGGGACCCUAUACAACCGAACCAACAACCCCCCUCCCCAACCGCCGCAAACGCGUCCGCUUCACAUCCUCCUCGGACCCAAGCACCAACUCUGACGAACCCGCCCUCGUACCCACAAGCACAAGCACAACAUGCACAUUCAUAGACGCGAGCGAACUCUCCGAGGGCGAUAGCGAUAGUUCAGUGCUAUCCUCCUCGAGUCCCGAACCCAGCGAUGAUUCUUCCUCGGACGACGACGACGACGACGAAGAAGAAGAAGAAGAAAAUGAUGAUGAUGAUGACGAAGAAGCAGACAGCGACGUCGGCGAAACCAACACAGAAAUGGAUAUUGACGAAAAACCCACCACCACACCCUCCAUAACAAACCUCCGCGCAAACCGCGGCCCUAAACCCGCCUUCAAACUCUCCGCACACGAAGAUUUCGGCCCGGAUAUCCGCGACUUCCUCAAGGAUUUCUUACCGCGGCUUAAGGCGGCGAAUGAGGAGCUCGAGGCGCAGAAGCGGGCGGGAACGUUGACGAGUUUGGAUAAGGGACCGGAGGACGAGGGGGAACCGUACAUUGAGAUGGAUCUUGGUUUGGGGGUGUUGGAGGCGAAAGGGUCAGAUAUAUCGUCGGAUAGUGAGGAGAGUAGUAUGGAGGAAGCAGGGGAGGGCGGGGAGAAGCAGAAGGACAAGGAUUUGUUGGGCAAGUUGUUGGGGAAGCAGAGGAAAGAAAGCGUUAGGAUUGAAGUUGUACCAGAGGACAGCACGCCAAAGUAG
This is a messenger RNA of Plenodomus lingam JN3, 897 nucleotides long. RefSeq lists its product as uncharacterized. The record is from RefSeq and is a predicted model, not a curated record. Gene Ontology annotation, biological process: box C/D snoRNP assembly. Lineage: Eukaryota; Fungi; Ascomycota; Dothideomycetes; Pleosporales; Leptosphaeriaceae.